AUGUCUCCUAUCACGAAAGUUGCCUUGGUGGGGGCCGGCGGGAACCUUGGACCAGCCAUCCUCGACAAGCUCAUCGAGCACUGCUUCCAAGUCACGGUCCUGAGCCGGAUCGGCAGCGUCCACACUUUUCCUCCGUCCAUACAGGUCCACCACGUCGAUUACAGCUCGCAGGCCUCCCUCACAAAUGCCCUUCGCGGGCAAGACGCUGUCGUCUCAGCCUUGUCUCCCCGCGCCCUAGACCACCAGCUCAUCAUCAUCGAUGCUGCAGUUGCUGCCGGUGUCCGACGCUUGAUCCCCUCUGAGUUUGGCUCCGACACGAGCAAUCCCAAAUGCGCAACUCUGCCGGUAUAUCACUCUAAAAUCGAGACCCAAAAUACCCUGAAGGGUACGCCCAGCCUUACGUACACAGUCAUUUGCACCGGACCAUUUCUGGACUGGGGCCUGACUCGAGGCUUUAUGGACAUCCAGAGCAGGCGAGUUACGUUGUACGAUGGCGGUGAUCGCGUCUUUAGCACCACGACGCUUUCCACCAUCGGUCGAGUUGUCUGCGCGGUGCUGGCACAUCCUGGGAAAACGGAGAACCGUGUGAUCCGCGUGCAUGACAUCGCCACGACGCAAAAUAACCUGCUAGCAAUAGCACAGAAGGCCGUCGGCCCGGACGAUUGGACAGUCCAUCGGUGUUCGGUGGAUGACAUGCACGAACAAUCCUGGGCGGCUUUUAAACAGGGAAAGCGUGAUAUGCAGACUAUGCUGGGAUUCAUCGUGACUGCUGCCUGGGGGAAAGGGUAUGGUGGUCAUUUUAUCCAAACGGAGAACGAGAUGCUGGGAAUUCCUGAAAUGACAGAAGCGGAUCUUCAAGAGGUGGUAGGCCAGCUGGCUAGGAAAUAG
Aspergillus sclerotioniger CBS 115572 is the source of this 888-nucleotide messenger RNA. RefSeq names its product aromatic alcohol reductase. The record is from RefSeq and is a predicted model, not a curated record. The transcript has 2 exons. NCBI's taxonomy places the organism in Eukaryota, Fungi, Ascomycota, Eurotiomycetes, Eurotiales, Aspergillaceae. Gene Ontology annotation, molecular function: oxidoreductase activity. The coding region runs from base 1 to 888 and encodes 295 amino acids.